Artibeus jamaicensis (Jamaican fruit-eating bat) is the source of this 1117-nucleotide messenger RNA. RefSeq names its product T cell-interacting, activating receptor on myeloid cells 1 (gene TARM1). Gene Ontology annotation, cellular component: plasma membrane. NCBI's taxonomy places the organism in Eukaryota, Metazoa, Chordata, Mammalia, Chiroptera, Phyllostomidae. The coding region runs from base 304 to 1050 and encodes 248 amino acids. The record is from RefSeq and is a predicted model, not a curated record. The transcript is spliced from 8 exons.
CUGUGUGCAUGUAACAGCAGAGGAUUAAAAGCAGAACAAAGCUGUUACAGUGAAUCAAGGAGUCAAGAGACCAUCUGACUUACCACAAACAGCAAAAUUCAAGGAAGAUCCUGGGAAGAGGCUUCGGGGGCCGCGAUGAUCCUGCCGUCCCUGGCCUUGUUCUGUGUUGAGAGGAAGGAAGGGAGAGUGGAGAGGGAGGGAAACAUUGAUUUGGAAACAGACAUAGAUCAGCUGUCUCUUGCUUGCCCCUAACCACCAAGGACCUGGCCGGCAAACCCAGGGCUGCAUGUUGGCCAGGGAGACAUGAGAGAUCAUGAGUCACUUCCCAGGCCCUCCAUCAGUGCCUGGCCCAGCUGGGUGGUUCCUGUCAACAGUAAGGUGACGCUGCAAUGCUCAGCUCCUACCAGGGAGGUCACCUUUGUUCUAAAAAAAAAAGGAAGUAAUGUGAGGUUCUCACCAUCUCCUGAUUCCUCGGAGGGCCUUGUGGAAUUUCACUUCACUGACAUACCAUACACUGAUGCUGGAGAGUACACCUGUGAAUAUUACAGAAGUAUAAGCCCCAGCAUAAGGUCACCAUCCAGUGAUGUCCUUCUACUAGUGGUGACAGGGAAUUUAGAUAAACCUUCCCUCCGAGCCCACCACAGGGGCAAGGUGACUGCAGGAGAAAACGUGACCCUGCAGUGUCAGAAGCCCAGACAUAUUACUGAUUCACACGUGUUUGCUCUACUGAAGAAAGGAACUCCAAUACCCAUACAGUUCCACAGUCAAAGAGGAAAGGAGACAGACUUCUCCCUUCAAAGUGUGACAGUCAGUGACACUGGGAACUACAGCUGUGUGUUCUACAAACCACAUGCUCCUUUCUGGGCCUCACAGCCCAGUGAUCACAUUGAGAUCCGGGUGACAGAUUCCCCAGAUGCCAAAUCAAGAGAUAUCACCGUGGGUACCCUCAUCCGACUAGGUCUGUCUGCUGUGAUUAUGGUUCUUAUAGCAGCCUUCCUGGUGGAAGCCUGGUGGAGUCAGAAGGGGUCUGCAAGUGGAUCCAGCAACUGAAGCCCCAAUCACUGUGGAAGAAGAAAAGAAGCAGGUUCUGCAGCUGCCUGGAUGGGGGACACGAUGA